AGGUUUUCUUCGCAGCUCCACCGAGGACGUCUAACAGAGGCACAAAUCUGAAGUUUUGUUUUCCUUAAAUUCCGCCUGGUCCUUGUGAAAUGCCGUUUGUGGAGGAUGCUGCUCAUCUCUCUAAAACUCGACUAAAGUCAGAUUUAGUUGCUCAUAACGUCGCGCUGCCACCCGCGGCGAGCAAAAAGGAGGUCUAUGUGGAGCUGCACCUCAAACACAUCCAUCAGAAAAACGCUGCGAAUUUCUCCAGUGACGAGGACGACUGUGUAGAAGAAGUUCCAGACAAGAAGGAUCCAGACGAUGCAGAGAUGCCUGUUCCCAGUAGCUUGACUGAUGAUGACCUCAAGGCUGCGCUACUCAAACGUGGGGUUAAAGCUGGGCCUAUAGUUGCCUCCACCAGGGCCUUGUAUGAAAGGAAGCUCCAGAAACUGCUGCAGUCUGAUAGACACAAAAGGUUGAAUGAAGCAGCGAAAGCCGUUCUGUACUCUGACUCUGAAGAGGAGGAAAAUCAGGAAGAGGAUGAAGAAUCACGUUCAGAACAACAAAUGCGUGACCAGCCAGACAAGACCGAACAGGAGAGCAGCCAGAAUCACGUUUUUUACCCACAGUGUUUUUUACCCUCAUCAAAGCUGCGUGCUUGUCCUCGUAGAAACAUGGAAUCUAGUUCCAACUGGAAUUCACGGAAUGUGUUAAAGUCUUCAGAGUGGAGUCAGUCUAACUACUCACAGAUUAGUAGAACAUCCUCUGCAGAUCACCACACAGGAUUAGGGUCAAGGGUUCUACCUAGAUCCAAGUCAGUUAUGUCCAAUGAUGGCUCAUCAUUUUCCUCACAGUCCUUCAGCAUCACUCAAAUGGUUGAGGAGAUGGAGAAUCGGAGCUCACUUUCUAUUACAGACAGUGAGAGAGAGUUCAAAGGGAGCAAUGUGCAAGAAAAUCAGUCACAGUCCAGCAGGGUUUCUCAGGAACCUGUGAGGUAUACUUUGAAGGACAUCCUUCUAGACAAUAAGACCGAGCAAACGGGGAUCUAUGUCACUUGUCGGAGACCCAUCAAGGGUGCUGCACAGAGACCUGUCCAGUAUGCAUACCCAGGCAGUCCUGUGAGUCCCACGACCCAGAGGAGACAAGAGGUGGAACGCCAUCUUGUACCCAUCCACAUCCAGAUUUUAGUUUUCCUAAUUGUAGCAUGUGUCCUGUACCUUCUUUAUGUUAAUGUUGAAGACUGUUGAAACUACUGGUGAUGGAAAAACUUCUGCGAUUGUUUCUGGGAGCAAACUGCAAAGUUCAGUUUUACAUUUUUGUAUUUCUAUGUGUUAUGCCAUGAUAAUCUUGUCACUGUUAGCUAUUCCAAAACACUCAGACAAAAUUGAUUUUUUU
Archocentrus centrarchus (flier cichlid) is the source of this 1374-nucleotide messenger RNA. It is a transcript of the gene lemd1, whose product is annotated as LEM domain containing 1. The transcript is spliced from 10 exons. Gene Ontology annotation, molecular function: DNA binding. Lineage: Eukaryota; Metazoa; Chordata; Actinopteri; Cichliformes; Cichlidae. Bases 90 to 1226 code for a protein of 378 amino acids. The record is from RefSeq and is a predicted model, not a curated record.